GUAGAGCAGGCCGGCAAGGGCGAGUCUCCCCGGUGGGAACAGGAAAUGUGCCACUGAGCCUCUCCGAAGGAGUCACCUCGGUUCACGUCCCGUCCCGGGGCCUCCCUAAGGAGCGGCUGCGGUGGCCGAACCCGCCCCUCUCCCAGCCUCCACCGCGGCUGCCCCCCUUCCUCCUCCUUCCUUUCCCGAACCCUAUCCCCAAGCAAGGCGGAGCUGCCGCUUCGGUUGUUGGUCCUGCCGUCGCCGCCGCCACCCCCACUCCGCCCGUCUCUCCGGCGCCGAAAGCGAGGCAGCGUCCAGCGCCCCACUGUUUCUGCUGAGAGAGGGAGGCUAAAAGGGGUGGUGUGUCGGUGCUGGCCGUCGGCGCGGACUCCAGCAGCAGCCGCCAAAGCCGCGGGGGGACUGACGAGAAAAACCACAAAGGAGCGCCGGCGGCGGAGCUGUGCGCUGCCAGCGGAGUCGCCAUGAGCUGGGGCACGGAGCUGUGGGAUCAAUUUGAUAAUGUAGACAAGCACACACAGUGGGGCAUUGACUUCCUGGAAAAAUAUGCAAAAUUUGUUAAAGAAAGGAUAGAAAUUGAACAGAAUUAUGCAAAGCAACUGAGAAAUCUGGUGAAGAAGUACUGUCCUAAACGUUCAUCCAAAGAUGAAGAGCCCAGGUUUACCUCAUGUAUAGCCUUUUAUAAUAUCCUUAAUGAGUUAAAUGACUACGCAGGACAGCGAGAAGUAGUGGCAGAAGAACUGGGACAUCGGGUGUAUGGAGAACUCAUGAGAUAUUCCCACGAUCUCAAAACAGAAAGAAAAAUGCACCUUCAGGAGGGUCGAAAAGCUCAGCAGUAUCUUGACAUGUGUUGGAAGCAGAUGGAUAAUAGUAAAAAGAAGUUUGAGAGGGAAUGCAGAGAAGCAGAAAAGGCACAACAGUGUUAUGAGAGACUGGACAAUGAUACUAAUGCCACUAAAGCAGAUGUUGAGAAGGCAAAGCAGCAAUUAAACCUUCGUACACACAUGGCUGAUGAGAACAAAAAUGAAUACGCUGCACAACUGCAAAAUUUCAAUGGCGAACAGCACAAGCAUUUCUACAUUGUCAUUCCUCAAAUUUAUAAGCAUCUUCAGGAAAUGGAUGAACGAAGAACAAUCAAACUUAGUGAAUGUUAUAAAGGGUUUGCAGAUUCUGAGCGCAAAGUUAUUCCAAUAAUCUCAAAAUGUUUAGAAGGAAUGAUUGCUGCAGCAAAAUCAGUUGAUGAACGCAGGGACUCUCAGAUAGUAAUAGACUCCUUCAAGUCUGGUUUUGAACCUCCUGGAGACUUUCCAUUUGAAGAUUACAGUCAGCAUAUUUACAGGACUGUUUCUGAUGGAACAAUCAGUACACCAAAGCAAGAAGGAAUGAAAAUCGAUGCAAAAACCACUGUGGGCAAGGCUAAGGGCAAACUGUGGCUUUUUGGAAAGAAACCAAAGCCACAGUCCCCACCCCUUACCCCUACUAGUUUAUACACGUCCAAUACUUCUAAUGGUUCCCAGUAUCCCAUAUUCUCGAUUGAACAAGUCCAUUAUUGCAUGAGUGAGAUAAAAACAGGGAAGGCCAGAAUUUCUUCUUUCAGAAGCCUCAAAAGAGGGUGGUCGGUGAAGACGGGUCCUGCACAAGAAGAUUUCAGCCACCUGCCUCCAGAACAAAGGCGGAAGAAACUCCAGCAACGAAUUGAUGAGCUUAACAGAGAACUACAGAAGGAGACAGAUCAAAAAGAUGCGCUCAUCAAAAUGAAAGAUGUAUAUGAGAAAAAUCCACAAAUGGGUGACCCAAGCAGCCUUCAGCCAAAAUUGGCUGAGACUAUGAGUAAUAUCGAUCGUCUCCGAAUGGAAAUUCACAAGAAUGAGGCCUGGCUUACUGAAGUUGAAGGUAAAGUAGCAGCAAGAGGAGACCGUAGACACAGCAGUGACAUCAACCACCUGGUAACCCAAGGAAGAGAGAGCCCUGAAGGGAGCUACACAGAUGAUGCAAACCAAGAAGUUCGAAGCCCACCACAGCAGCAUGGCCCCCAUAAUGAAUUUGAUGAUGAGUUUGAAGAUGAUGAUCCCUUACCAGCUAUAGGACACUGCAAAGCUAUCUAUCCUUUUGAUGGUCACAAUGAAGGUACUCUGGCAAUGAAAGAAGGGGAGAUUCUGUACAUAAUAGAGGAAGAUAAAGGGGAUGGAUGGACAAGAGCUCGGAGGCAGAAUGGAGAAGAAGGAUAUGUGCCAACUUCCUACAUAGAUGUAACUCUAGAGAAAAACAGUAAAGGUGCAGUAACCUAUAUCUAACCUCCAGCCCAUCAGCUUACCAGUGAACAUUCUUUAAUGAAUGCUGAAGCAUGCAAUUGGAUGAAAAGUGUCAGAACAUUUAGGAGACCUUUCAAUCUAUUGUUCACCAUGUGAGCCCAUCCUGAGAUGUCAGUACUGAAACGGGAAGAACGCCCACGUUUCAAUGAGUUCGUUGCACAGCUUUGGCCAGUGCCAUGUCUGUCUUACUAUUUCUGCCUCUAUCUGCUUGAAGGCUUUUAAGUGUUCUCUUAUAAUCAAUGGUCAAGCUACAAUAUUUUAUUAGUUUUCUUAAUUUUUUUUUUGGUAAAAGCUUAAAGAAAAUUUUAGAUGGAUCAAUUCUUUUUUUGUUUGUUUGUUUCAUCAUAUCAGUGUAUACAGGUCUGUUAGCCAAGCACCCAUCCCUUUCCCCGAACAGGAGCCUGUUGCCAACAUCCAACUAAAAACUAAGCUCAGUUAAUGAAAUGAAAAUGGCCCUGCUCCAGAGGAAAAUGGGCAAGCAAAUCUGCUUUUACUUUUCUUCUACAUGUUCUACUGCCCUUUUCUGCAUUGUGUGUAUUCUUAAAAAGCAGCUUACGAUUCAGUGCAAUGGGAUGCAGUACAGAAAAGAAACUUUUUCUGCUGCCAGUACCGUGGCCUAUAUGUAAGAGAUUGCUGCUAAUGUUUACAAACAUGCUUGUUCUGUACAUAUUCUUGCAGUUUUUUCUUUGAGAAUCAGAGCUACAUUGUCCUGUUCACAAAUGAUGAAUGUAGAAGGUAAUUGGGAAAGUGCAUAGCUUGUUAAUGGGGAUUCAGCAGACAUACAACAUGGUGAUCCAACCCUUUUUGCUCUCUUUCUGCUUGUUAAGAACUCUAAAUACUUAGGUGGUGUUGAAAUGAUUUUUUUCCUGAUUGGGACUCUUGUCAAGGUUAUUCUGUUGGUAAAAGGUAACUGAUGAGCUGCAGCCUUUCUCUUGCGCCAACACUCUUGAAAAAUAUCUCCUGGGAAAUACCUGUUAAAGAAGUACAAGCAAAGCUGCAUCCCAAUUCCACGUGCACAACAGUCUCCCGUUAGCGUGGGCCACUCCACUCAUUCCAAUAGAAGGAGCAUAUUUGCAUACAAGAAGGAAGGAGGAUGCAGAUGAGCUCCCUUUGUUAAAAUGCGUGGAUAAGCCAUUGUGAACAGGCACAUCUUUGUGCACACGCUGAAGCUCCCAUGCUUGGAACAGAUCACUGGGCUGGGAUGAUAGUCUGUGGGAUAAUGCACAUAUAAGUAGAAUUUUCUAAGUGCUGUUACCUUUGCAUUUUCACUUGGACAAGGGGAAGAACCUGGACACCCAAUUGCACUAAUUUGAUUCUGAAUGAACUGCUGUCUGGAAAAUAUGAAGUGGUGAAUGCUUGAAAAGGCUCUGUGCCGCAUAGGCAGAUUUAUUUUCUAGCCAUUUGAGAUGGAUUUUUUUUUAAAUGAGCGCACUUCUCUCUUUUAAGGCCUCUGGUAAUUCUGUUCUUCUCUUUUUUCCUCUUGGACUGCAGGUUCCUGAAGCGGGUUUCAGAGAAAAUGGGCGAGAUGUUGAAGGAGGUUACAUGCAGCUGCUUGAGGGGGGGAGGGGGUUAGGCCCAGCAAGAUGGGGAAAAACCAGUUGCAUGAAGGCAUGCAGGCAUACAUUUCUCACUAACAAUGUUAGCAUUCCUAUGUGUAUUCAAAAUUGUUGUGGUAAACUAAAACUCCAUUCCAACAGAACCAAACCACCCAAUCUGAAAACAAACGCUUUUCAUGGUCCUGAAAAAUCCUCCUUGCUGUUCACCAGAUGCAUUGUAUAUUUAAUUGGCUGUUUCAGCUGCCUCAUUUUCCAUGCCCAUUUUAAACUGGCAUUGAAUGAAAAUCAUGUCAUUGACAGUCUCUGCCUGUGCCACCUCCAUGCUCGCCCUAACCUUCUCCUGCAUGUCUAGAUAUGUAUAAGGCAUGCCUGCCUAAUGUUUUGUAUUUUCAUAACUCUUCCUCCUCAUCUGCAUUUGUAGCAAAACCACUUUACUAUAGUUUCAUAUCUCCAGCACUAAAGUUUAUUAUUUCAGUUCCCUUUUAUGCUGCUAUUCCUUCUUCCUCCCCUUUUUUUUUGCCCUCAUCACGACCAUCAUUACAUUCCAGUUCUUUGGCGUUAUAAACAAUGUGAACUUAACAUUCAUUUUGAUUUUGGGAAUGGAAUAUAUAUCAGCACUAGAAAACUGCAGCCCAUUUUCAGCACCUCACUAACGUCUUAUGAGCACUGAAAACCUGAGAUAACAGCACAGAUUUUCCACUACAAGACAAACGACUGUUUUCAGAAGUCAAGUGCUUGCCAUUCAGAUGCUGCCUUAAACUCUUGAGUGCCUAAAUCUGUUGAUUUGCCAACAUUACCACUUCAGUAUCCCACAAAGGGCUUUGCAUCUCAACUCCGUUUGACCUCCUGAAUCUUUCUACAAUACUGCAGCUGCUGGUAGCCGUGGUAGAUGCUUUCUAGAGCUCUAUCAUAUGAUACAUGGUGCAUUGUAAACUUUAUGUGUUGAAAGCAAAAGAUGUAUCAGUUUAAUUUUAUGUCUAAUGAAUGUUUUUAAUAGGAUUUUUAUGGAGCCUUUUUUCCCUUGAUUGUCUCUAUUUCUUGAGGUGGGGGGGGGGAAGACUCCAGUUUCUAAUUAACUGCAGUGCUAGUCUGUUUCCAAGUGAUGCUUCAUUGUAAGAACCAUUUGAAAGUUGGAGUGAUACUCUGUAAUGAUCUAUGUGCACUUUUACUUGUAAACAUUGAGAUUUGGAAAUGUUUAUACAUGUAAAUAUAGUUGUCUACAGCACCCCAUAUUGCUCAUGUUUUGUCUGCCGCUCGUGAAUUCUGUUAAUGAAAUCAUCCUACAUCUAAACUAAAUAGGGUAAUCUUAGAAUAUGGGACAUAGGAAGGAGGGAGAAACCAUUUACAUUAAAUUCAUAAAUCCAGUUUUUUGCUGUUUGUGGUAAUAUUAAAAGAACACCUGAUUCUAUACAGGUAGGUGGGUGGGUUGAAGCAAUAUUUGGACACAGCAGUGCUGGAUUUCUUUAGAACUUUUUCAGUGUUAUUAGGAAUUGUACUACCAGUAAAACUAAAUCUAUGUGACUGUGUGGAAGUUUUCUUCCUUUUAUUAUUAAGUGUGCCACUAUUGCACAGAUGACAUAGCGUAUUUACAUUGGGGGUGGUUUAAACACUAAAGGUUAGACUUUUUGGAUAUUGUAAAACAGGGUUAUUUAUAUAAUGUGACCUUACUCAUUACUGACAAGACUACAUGGUAUAGGGUUUUGGUUUUUUUAAGACCAACCUAGUGGGUUUUUUAAUUAUUAUAAUUAUUUCUUCAAAGUUAAAUAUAAUGAGAAAAUGUUCUCAAUACUACUUUCAGCCAGGAGCCCUGUAGAUUUUACCUAACAACCUCAUGGGCUUCUUGUAAAGGACACUCCUGGUAAAUACUUGUAGUAAAGGACAAACCGUUCUUUCAUGUUACUGUUUUUUCUAGGAACAGGAUUUGCUUCCUCAGGAGAUUUUCUUUCUGUGGUAUAAUGCAACCUUCAUGAGGGUUAUUAAAUUUAAGGGGAGGAAAUAAUCUUUGUACUUGCAGAGUUAGCAGAAAUCUGAAAUUUUGAACACGACGAAUUGUCUGAGUCUUACAACUUUCCAGUCAUUUUUAAUCUUGUGCACGUGUUGAUUUUUAAAUGUUUAGAUGCUUUGUUAAAAAAAAUAGUGGUUCUCUUGAGAAUAUUUUCAUGGAAUUAAAAACAACCUUUUCAUG
This is a messenger RNA of Rhineura floridana, 6053 nucleotides long. RefSeq names its product formin binding protein 1 like (gene FNBP1L). Gene Ontology annotation, molecular function: protein binding. Gene Ontology annotation, biological process: signal transduction. The record is from RefSeq and is a predicted model, not a curated record. Lineage: Eukaryota; Metazoa; Chordata; Lepidosauria; Squamata; Rhineuridae. The transcript has 16 exons. The coding region runs from base 465 to 2294 and encodes 609 amino acids.